Messenger RNA from Seminavis robusta, 1068 nucleotides. The record is from the annotation of a GenBank genome assembly. NCBI's taxonomy places the organism in Eukaryota, Bacillariophyta, Bacillariophyceae, Naviculales, Naviculaceae.
AUGACGGACACCACCGCCAACAACGACGCUGAUUCUGGUAGCAGCACUCUUUACGCCACUUUCAAUCAACGAGACUUGAUCCUUUAUGCCCUUUCGUUGGGUUUUGGAAGCUCUGAAGGAAACCAUGAUGAACUAAAGUACUUGUACGAGCAUCAUCCUGACUUUACCGCCGUUCCCACCUUUUGCUUUGCCCUCGGCUUUUGGGCCCAAAAGGAGGCAAGGUAUGCCACUUCCUAUGAGAUUCCACCCUUUCCUCCCGUCAGUAUUUCAUCCACGGGGACCAUUCCUUUUACAAAUUUGCGGGGCCAACCAGACAUCUCGCAAUAUCCCGUUUUGCACAUGAACCAAUCGGUUCAAUGGACAAGGUCACUGCCUGUUCCAAUCUCGCAGAUUCGGACUCGUCUGGAAAAACGUGUGCGAACAGUGGCACCCAAGUCCAUUGGAACCUUUGUGACAUCCGAAACUGCCAUUUAUUUGGAAGACACUACUAGUAGAACCCAUGCUGAUGGCAACUCUCUGCUGUGUACCCUUCAAUCCACUGUGCUGAUAUUGGGAAUGCCCAAGGAAAACGUGAUUCCAUUGCAGGAUAAGGGAAUGGCCUCCUCCAACAAGGUAUCUAUACCCAAGCAUACACAACCAGAUUUCGAAUGGACCUACGUCACAUCUCCCACCCAAGCUCUCUUGUACCGACUGGCCAGUGGUGAUAGCAACAAAAUUCACGUCACUGGAGAUCCCAUCAUGGCCAAAGUGUUGGAGGGCGCUGCCGACAAACCAAUUCUUCAUGGAUUGUGCACCUUGGGAAUUGCCACACGCGCUAUUCUGCUCAUGUCCAGUACCGGUACGCAGCCUUACGUGCUCUCACAACUCGAUUGUCAGUUUACCAAACCAGUGUUCCUGGGGGAUUCGUUAAAGGUGAGGAUUUGGAGAACGUCUUCGACUAGCAGCGAUUGGACGUUGGUGUUUGUCGUCAUCAACGAAACGACAAGACAGGUCGCUGUGGACAAGGGAUACGCCAGACUGACUACGAAGGAAGACAGGAGAAAUAACUCUAGAUUAUCAAAGCUAUGA